AUGGGCUUUUUCAAUCCAGCCGCCACGAUUGGGUUUCCGAAUAUGUUUGGGACGACGAACACCAGUGCUGGCGGAUACCAGCCGGGCGGGAUAGACCCGGCGACGGUGGCGGCGUUUGCGAGCGGCUUUUACGCGCACUCGGCGCCGGCUGGGAAAAGCACCGGUGCGAGCGGGAGAGGAUUUCUUCAAGCGACGACGUCGACUUCGAGUGGGAACGCGCAACAAUCACAACAGCAACAGCAGCAACAACAACAGCAGAUGCAGCAGCAGAUGCAAGUUUUGGGGACGUCGCCGACGUUUUACGGGUCGAGUCCUACGGCGGCGCCGAUGCCGAGCCGGGCGACGAUUGGUGGCGGCACGGCGGCGCAGCAAAACGCGGCGGCGCAAGCGGCGGCGCAAGCGGCGGCAAACUUUAUGAAUAACGUGGCGGCUAUGAAUAACGCGGUGGCGAGUCAUCAGAAAGAGACGUUAGCGUUGUUGCAGCAACAGCAGCAACAGAACUUUCACAAUCAGGCGAGGAGAGGCAGUAGCGAAGAUUCUGGAUCUUUCGGCGCGACGGCGGCGGCAAACGCCGCGGCGAUGAGCAACUCGCCCGGUUUUAGUUUGCAAACGCCGCAGAUGCCGGCGUGGACGAAAGGGUUAUCUAGUUCGGUGGGGAAUUCGGCCGGGACGCAAGUCACUCUCGGAUCGUCGCCGAACAGCGGCUUUUCAACGUUUUCUCCGGUGAAUCAUUCGCAGAGAGGAUCGGCGUCGUUUAAUUACGGUCACGUAGGCGCGGGGAAUGCAACUAGUAAUCAGCUCGAUAAACAACAACAGCAACAACCAUCCGUAGGUAGAAGAAACUCGACAUCUGGACGACACGCGUUUGAAGGAAGAAACUCGUCGUUAUCGGCCUCGCCGAGCAGUUCGCCGCCGGUGCGAGGCGGCGGCGUGCAGAAAUCGACGAAGAACGAUCCGUCCGUUUUGAAGCGAAAUAAUUUGAGUAACAACGCGGCAUUUGUAGAAGGUUUAGCGAGCGCAGCGGCUGCUUCGAAAGCGGUCGCAAAUGCGGAUGGUGGUUCUAACGAUGGUAGUAAAGAAGCAACGGCGGGCAAGACGGCUUCGGGUAAGGCGCAAAAGUCAAUCUAUCGAGGCGUUCGACAAAGACCGUGGGGUAAGUUUGCGGCUGAAAUUAGAGACCCGACGCGGGGAUCUCGAUUAUGGCUCGGGACAUUCGAUUCUGCCGAGGAUGCCGCGUUGGCGUACGAUGCCGCCGCGCGAGCUAUUCGUGGCGACGCCGCCGUGACAAACUUUGCAAAGGACGUCGUCAUCCCGGAGCAUGUGAGAGCGCAACUUCCACCUUUGCCAGUCAGAGACGAGAACGGUAACAUCAUCGAAACGCACGGUCACACGUCUGGUAACGCGCCUGGUAACGCUAAGAAAGGUGGUAACUCAAAGAAACAACAAAUCACGCCGGGAGGACUCGCUCCUGAGUUUGCGAAUUCCACGCCGACGGUGCAAAAGGAGUCCAAGAAGAAGAAUAAAGGUGGCUUGCCAUCGGAAGACGCAUCGAUGCUGAUGAUGUUAAGCGGCGCAGCGUUGUUGGAUGAUAACGAUAGCCCGAACACCACAAACGACGGAUCCAAGUCGACGAACACGACGGAGGAUGCAGAGGCGUUGCAAGAUAUGGACAUGGACGACGCCGAGGCAAUCAACACGUCGACGAACGCGCCAAAGUUGAACUUGAAAGGGAGUAAAACGAAAGGAAAAGGGAAAUCGACAAAGAAUGUCGCCGAUGCCAUGACCAGCGCUAUGAAUCACAAGUACUGA
Bathycoccus prasinos is the source of this 1809-nucleotide messenger RNA. RefSeq lists its product with no specific name. Bases 1 to 1809 code for a protein of 602 amino acids. Gene Ontology annotation, biological process: ethylene-activated signaling pathway; regulation of DNA-templated transcription. Lineage: Eukaryota; Viridiplantae; Chlorophyta; Mamiellophyceae; Mamiellales; Bathycoccaceae. The record is from RefSeq and is a predicted model, not a curated record. The transcript has a single exon. Gene Ontology annotation, molecular function: DNA binding; DNA-binding transcription factor activity.